GGAGCCCGUUGCCGGCGAGAGUCGCCCGCGGCCAUUAGGGACCCAGAGGGCGCGAGACAGGUCGCUGGGCCUCAGGAGGGAGGGCGACGUCAUGAGAUGCAAGCCAUAACAGAAUGGGAUAUGGUCCGUGACGUCAUAGGUGAUUCAUGACCUCAUGGGAGGGGGUCGGGCCGGCCCACAGAUCCCCCCUUCAGUUAGAUCUCACUGCGCUGUGCUCGGAAAGGCACCUCCCGGGGCCUUUUAGUGCCAGAGGCUGCGAGACCACUGGGUCAGCAGGGCUCCAUCAUCCUGCUUCACGGGGGGAAGCCUCGGCAUACGGGUCUCAGCUUCUUGUGGGCAUCUGAAUCGUAAAACCACCAGGCUUGGGGGCACACCUAGGAUGGCUGCCAAUGGCUUUGGGAAUAUCUGGAGCCCCCAGGAGCUUGGAGUGAAAAUAUAUUGGAUUAUUUUCUGAACACAAACCAAAUUAAAACGCGAGAUGGAGCUGAAAUCAUCUGGUAUCAUGCAGCAAACAGUAAAUCACAAAUGAAAGAAGCAAUAAAAAGUGCUGCUCACAUGGUAGAAGCAGAUGUUCUUCUUCGUGGGUGCAAAGCAGAAAAGGGUGAACCAAUCAUGGCUCAUCCUCCUGAAAUGAACAGUGACAACACACUCCAGGAGUGGCUACAAGAGAUUCUGAACACUGACAAAGGCAUCAAACUGGAUUUUAAGAGUCUACCAGCUGUCCAGCCCUCUGUGGAGCUUCUUGAAAGUAUAAAGUUGCACCUGAAACGCCCUGUUUGGAUUAAUGCAGAUAUUCUACCUGGACCCAAUGGAAGUAAUGCAGUAGUGGAUGCAAAAUUUUUUUUAGACAUUGUAACAUCAUUUUUCCCAGAUGUAACCUUAUCACUGGGGUGGACAACUGGGUGCCAGCUUCAAAGAUGCAAGGAAGGCUACAGCUGGGCAAUGGUGAAAGAGAUGGCUGAAAUAUGCAAUGCACUUACUCAACCUAUAACAUUCCCAGUAAGAGCAGCAUUAGUAUGGCAGUCAAAGUCUGAGUUGCUUUGGCUAUUGCAACAAUCAGAGAGGUACAGCCUGACUGUUUGGACAGGAAAGCAAGAUCAGUAUUCCACAGAAGAUCUGCUCCACAUCAGAGAGAAUUUUGAUAAAAGUAGGGUUUAUUAUGAUAUUUUAGAACCACAAAACUCUGAAUUCAAGAAGGCCAUAGGAAUAGAAAUCUAAAUAUAAAGAAAAUAUUGAUUGUAAGAUACCUAGGAAUUAGGUACUUUAACACAAAGGUUUCUAUCCAGGGCAAUACAGUCCUAUUGAAGGCUUACAUGGAGCACAUUUAUAAGUGUCAUGCAACUUUCUGCUAAAAUUUUAUUAGAAGGCUUUGCAACAUAAAGAAUAAUACUUACCAUUUUUUUCUUCAAGCCUAUGUACAUGUGGAUCUCUGACAUGUGCCCUCUGUGCAGGAGUCCAGAACAGUGUCACUGCCAGUGUCCAUUAGGGCUCUGGGGUUAUAGGUUGUAGUCAUGUUGGUCUAAGGACAUAGGCAGACAAGGUUCUUUGGGUAAAUCUAUCUUUUAUCAGACCAACUCAGAUUUUUGGAAAAAUUCUUUGUAGCAAGCUUUCAGGUUUAAAUACCUUUGUUAAGGCUGAGGAAGCAUCUAUAGUUAGUGUGUGCUCUUCCUGGACGGAAUGAACAGUAAAAAAGCCAGAGGCUAGUAUGCAUGCAUGACAGGCCGGGGGGGAGGGCGGAAAGGGGAAUGAUAAUGAAUGUAGCAGGUAAAAUAGUGCCUGGGGAGUCAGAUGUCAGGCAGGUUAUAGUGUGUCAUAAAUCCAAUGUCUAUAUUUAGUCCAUGAUUCUUUGUAUCCAGGUUGAUGAAGUACAGUUCAUAGGCUCGUUUGUGAAAGGUGUUUUAUAAAUUCCCUUUGCAGAUUAGAACUGAGAUUGGAGACAGAGUGGUUUUCUUGUGAGAAACGUGCCCCCACAGGUAAUUGGGUAUUCUUGUCCUUAAUAGAUUUCCGGUAUGUGUUCGUUCAUUCUGGUGCACAGUUGUUGUUUAGUCUCUCCUACGUAUUUUCCAGCAGGGCAUUUGGUGCAUUGGAUUAAAUAUAUUACCUUUCUGGAAGUGCACCUGUAAGAUCCAGGAAUGCUGAUGCUGUGGGGUGUAGUAGUUGUGGGGGUACUGGAGAUAUGUUGGCAAGUUUUGCAUUUCUUGUUAUGGCGUGGUCUGGAUCCAUUCGGUGUGUUUUGGGCUGUAGGAAGUUUGCUUCUGGUGAUAAGGUUAGUGAGGUUUGGUGCUUGUUUGAAGGCUAGGAUGGGUGGCUCUGGGAAGAUCUUUUUAAGAAUUUGGUCUCCUUCUAGUAUGGGUUGUAAUUGUUUGAGGAUUUUCUGUAUAGGUUCAAGGGAGGGGUGUAAUGUUAUAACCAGUGGUGUGUGAUUCGUGGGGGUUUUCCUUCUGUACUGCAGCUAUUCUUCACGUGGUACUGGGUGGCUCUUUGAAAUGUGUGGUCUGUCUCUCUGGGAGAGUAUUCUUGUUGAGUGAAAGCCUUUUUGAGAUUUGUGAGGUGGCAAUCCCGGGACUUCUCCACUAUUUUACCUGCUACCUUAAUUCCCUUCUCCCCACCGCCUCUCUCACCAACUGACUCCUCAAUUUACAUCUUCGCUGACUACCAGUCUCGCAUGCGUACCAGCCCACCUCUGGCUUCUUUAUUGUUUAUUCCAUCCAGAAAGAGCACACACCAACUGCAGAGACUUCCUCAGCCUGAUGAAGGGUGUUUAAAUCCGAAAGCUUGCUAAGAAGAAUUUUUCCAAUUUAUUUGAGUUGGUCUAAUAAAAGAUACAGAUUUACCCAAAGAACCUUGUCUGCCAUGAGGGCUUUGCAGACUCCUUGGUGGUGUGGGCUUGCCUCUCUGGCCUGCUACUACACAGUUUGUUUGGCCUACUGUUCUGAUGCCUCUGGUAGGACCCUCACUCCUUGAUGACCUGUAGCCAUUUGACUGCUCUGCCCAGCCAGCCUCCUUGCAUAAACUCUGCUGCUGGACAGAGCCCAAAAUACCUAGCCUCCUGUCCUUAAAGGGGCAGUCUCCUUGGUGAAGUUACAGAUCCUUACACAGGUGUAACCUUUAAUCCAGCUGCCAUCCAAACACAAAAACUCCCAGCUGAACAUGGUGCUGCUUUAUAUAUGAGAGAGUUCUGUUUUGGCUUAGGAUAAGCUGUUAAAACUGAAGUCUAAACAUAACAAAGAUAUGUGCGUGAACCUUGUCAUCCAGGCAAGACAAUACAAAUCAUAACCUAGUGAGUUUGUAGAUGUGUUAAAGGGACAUAUGUAUAACAUGUUUGAUACAGACUUCCAGAGAAACUCCCAAAAUAAAUAAAAACAAAAAUCCAAAAUAAAAUGCAACAACCAAACUGACAAAAGAAAAAAAUCCCAAUACCUUAGCGCAUUUUCAUUGAUAUCUCAGCUUCCAAAAAGAGCAAGUUUCAUAAUCCACAUUUAAUAAAUAGGGAAACUGAAAAACAAAAUGACUUGCUAGAUCAUUCAGUGAAUCAGAAAUGAAGUUAGGGCAAGAACCAAACUUUAUGACUCCUGAUUUCAUGUUUUUAACAAUGAACCACAUUGGAGACGGACGCUGAGGAAACCCAAUGAAGUAACAAUACAGUUAUCUCCCUCUGUAGAAAGUCUUUUACAGAGUUUCAGGCAAAUGUGAAUUCAUGCAAGAGGAAUGGUUUAUGUAUUUACAACUAUAUAGGGGGUUCUCACUAGUGAAGUUCAGUCCAUUGGUCACUUGAUCAGUUCACAGAGGUCAAAACAAGAGAACAGGAGUUCUAAAAAAUUGUCAGCAAACUUUGAAAGAGUUUAGAUGAUCUAAGAAUUACAGGAUCAGAUACUAGCUCAGUUUGCCUUAUUAUUAUGGGUUAUAAGGGGAAAGAAUACUCACCCCACCACUUUUAUGCCUCAACAUGGAAACAAGGAGAGCCAUAGGGCACAUUAGUGGUCUCAACAGAAACUAGUCUUGACAGUCUCACAAGCAUGUGGAUGAUGUGAGCUACAUUGGUACAUACUCGAAAGUUUUAAUUUUUAUUUCAGAGCUUUAACUUUAAACAUUUAUCCCAUUAUUUCCAUCAUCUAACAACAGAUUAUAGUGAUUCUGCUUUAUUAAAAGGUGAUUUUGUGCUCUGCAGCCUUUAGCUAACACUGAACAGACAUGCCCUCAGUGGCUUUCAAGUGAGCUGACACUUUUCAGAAGUCGUAGGUGUCAUGACCCAAAGGUCUGAUUUUGUGUGUGCGCUUCAGCACUAGAAUUAUCCCCGUGGGUUUACAGCUUCAUUGCGUGGUGGAGUUUUGCUGCACAGAGAACCCGUGUGCAAAGGAGAGAGUUCCCACCACUUUGCAGCUGUCUUUGCAGGGUGCAUUUUCUUUGCAACACAGAAAUGCACGGUGCAAAGAGUUCCCGCUCUUCGAAUGCAAAUUGGUGUCCCGCUAUUGGCUAGUGCUAAAUUAUUCCCAUGUGGCGGCUAGCGAUUGGCCUGCUAGCCGUAUAAGAGGCUUGAGCGGUUUCCGCCCAAGCCGAAGAGGACUCCACAUCCAUCUCGUGGGGACUCUGGGUAUGCGGCAGGGUCAUCGAAGCCCUGUGUGGAACUCAGAGGAGUUUGGCGGCCUGAUCCACCGCUCACCUCUUCCCGUCUUCGAGCAGUAACCUUUCAUAAGACGUAUCGACGAGUUUUGAGGCACGCUUGUCCUGGACAUCCGGAGUUCUGUCUGCGUGGAGCCUAGCAAACUCCACAUGAUUGUUCGUGUUCUUUCUGUUUGUAACCGCAACUCAAGCAAGUUUUCAGCCUGCACCGCGACCAUCUCGGUGUAAGUAAACAAUCUUAAAAUCAA
This is a messenger RNA of Alligator mississippiensis (American alligator), 4868 nucleotides long. It is a transcript of the gene FAM151B, whose product is annotated as family with sequence similarity 151 member B. The record is from RefSeq and is a predicted model, not a curated record. NCBI's taxonomy places the organism in Eukaryota, Metazoa, Chordata, Crocodylia, Alligatoridae. Bases 526 to 1218 code for a protein of 230 amino acids. The transcript is spliced from 6 exons.